Messenger RNA from Pongo pygmaeus (Bornean orangutan), 6676 nucleotides. RefSeq names its product sperm antigen with calponin homology and coiled-coil domains 1 (gene SPECC1). The record is from RefSeq and is a predicted model, not a curated record. The transcript has 9 exons. Bases 1775 to 4147 code for a protein of 790 amino acids. NCBI's taxonomy places the organism in Eukaryota, Metazoa, Chordata, Mammalia, Primates, Hominidae. Gene Ontology annotation, molecular function: protein binding.
GUGUGAACCUGGGAGGCGGAGCUUGCAGUGAGCCAAGAUGGCACCACUGCACUCCAGUCUGGGUGACAGAGCGCGACUCCGUCUCAAAAAAAAAAAAAAAAAAAAGGUAAGAUAAUCAGUGUUCAAAACCAGACUGUAUUAAAAAGGCAUAAAUGAAAGUGAGAGGUGACAGCGUGCUGGCAGUCCUCGCAGCCCUCGCUCGCUCUCGGCGCCUCCUCCGCCUUCAGCCCACCGCUGCACUGUGGGAGCCCCUUUCUGGGCUGGCCAAGGCUGGAGCUGGCUCCCUCAGCUUUGCAGGGAGGUGUGGAGGGAGAGGCGCAGGCGGGAACCGGGACUGCACCCGAUGCUUGCGGGCCAGCGUGAGUUCCGGGUGGGCGUGGGCUUGGCGGGCCCCGCACUCGGAGUGGCCGGCCGGCCCCGCCGACCCCUGGCAGUGAGGGGCUUAGCACCUGGGCCAGCAGCUGCUGUGCCUGAUUUCUUGCCGGGCCUUAGCUGCCUCCCCGCGGGGCAGGGCUCAGGACCUGCAGCCCGCCAUGCCUGAGCCUCCCCCACCGCCUGGGGUCCUGUGCGGCCCGAGCCUCCGGGACGAGUGCCACCCGCUGCUCCACGGCGCCCAGUCCCAUCGACCACCCGAGGGCUGAGGAGUGAGGGCGCAGUGCACAGGACUGGCAGGGAGCUCCAUCUGCGGCGCUGGUGUGGGAUCCACUGGGUGAAGCCAGCUGGGCUCCUGAGUCUGGUGGGGACUUGGAGAACCUUUAUGUCUAGCUAAGGGAUUGUAAAUACACCAGUCAGCACCCUGUGUCUAGCUCAGGGUUUGUGAAUGCAGGAAUCGACAUUCUGUAUCUAGCUAAGCUAGUGGGGACGUGGAGAACUUCUGUGUUUAGCUCAGGGAUUGUAAACGCACCAAUCAGCACCCUGUCAAGACGGACCAAUCAGCUCUCUGUAAAAUGGACCAAUCGGCUCUCUGUAAAAUGGACCAAUCAGCAGGAUGUGGGUGUGGCCAGGUAACAAUAAAAGCAGGCUGCCCGAGCCAGCAGUGGUAAUGUUGUGGGGUCCGCUUGUGUGCUGCGGAGGGUGUGUUCUUUUGCUCUUAGGAAUACGUUUUGCUACUGCUCACUCUUUGGGUCCACAUUGUCUUUAUGAGCUGCAAUACUCACCGCGAAGGUCUGCAGCUUCACUCCUGAAGCCAGCGAGACCACGAACUCACCAGGAGGAACGAACAACUCCAGACGCGCCGCCUUAAGAGCUGUAACACUCAACCACGAAGGUCUGCAGCUUCACUCCUGAGCCAGCGAGACCACGAACCCGCCAGAAGGAAGAAACUCCGAACACAUCCAAACAUCCGAAGGAACAAACUCCAGACACAGCACCUUUAAGAACUGUAACGCUCACUGCGAGGGUCCACGGCUUCAUUCUCGAAGUCAGUGAGACCAAGAACCCACCAAUUCCGGACACAAAAGGUGUCCCCACCAUUCCUGUUCUCUUACUUCUCUCGCCUUACAAGCAGGCAUAGCCUGCCUCCUGUGAUUGUUGAAGAGCUGUGGUGUGCUGCUGAGUGGCGUGUGUAUUCCAUGUGAGGGGAAGGGUCCAACAGUCCUGGCCAUUCCGACUGCAGUUCCCCAGUUAAUCACCUUGUCAGAUUCUACUUCUGCUCUUCUAUCUGCUGUUAGAAGCCUGUUCCUGGAAACCUGUUACCAUUUCCCUCUGCGUAACAGCCUCCUUCCAAGCUUGUAUUGGGCUGUGGUUUGCUCAGGACAGACCCACGAAGUCAAACAUGCGGAGUGCAGCCAAGCCCUGGAGCCCAGCCAUCAGAGCAGGGGGCCACGGCCCAGACCGGGUGCGGCCUCUGCCUGCAGCCUCUUCGGGCAUGAAGAGUUCUAAGUCUUCAACUUCCUUGGCUUUUGAGUCCCGACUCAGCAGGCUCAAGAGGGCCAGCAGUGAGGACACGCUCAACAAGCCAGGAAGUACCGCCACAUUGGGGGUGGUUCGCCUGAAGAAGACCGCCACUUCCGGAGCCAUCUCGGAGCUCACGGAGAGCCGCCUGAGGAGCGGCACAGGGGCCUUUACAACAACCAAACGGACAGGCAUUCCAGCGCCACGGGAAUUUUCAGUAACUGUCUCAAGAGAGAGGUCUGUGCCACGUGGUCCCUCCAAUCCCAGGAAAUCGGUGUCUAGUCCAACUUCUUCCAACACUCCCACUCCUACCAAACACCUGAGGACCCCUUCCACAAAGCCCAAGCAAGAGAAUGAAGGUGGAGAAAAGGCUGUGCUUGAGUCCCAAGUUCGGGAACUUUUGGCAGAAGCCAAAGCAAAAGAUAGUGAAAUUAACAGGCUUCGAAGUGAACUAAAGAAAUGCAAAGAGAAAAGGACUCUGAACGCUGAGGGGACUGAUGCUUUGGGCCCAAAUGUCGAUGGAACAUCAGUCUCCCCAGGUGACACGGAACCUAUGAUAAGAGCUCUUGAGGAGAAGAACAAGAACUUUCAGAAAGAGCUUUCCGAUCUAGAGGAAGAAAACCGGGCCCUGAAGGAGAAACUGAUCUAUCUUGAGCACUCCCCAAAUUCAGAAGGGGCAGCAAGUCACACUGGCGACAGCAGCUGCCCAACAUCCAUAACUCAAGAGUCAAGCUUCGGAAGCCCAGCUGGAAAUCAGUUGUCCAGUGACAUUGACGAGUAUAAAAAAAACAUACAUGGAAAUGCAUUACGGACAUCAGGCUCCUCAAGUAGUGAUGUUACCAAAGCUUCUUUGUCGCCAGAUGCUUCCGACUUUGAGCACAUUACAGCAGAGACACCAUCAAGGCCCCUGUCCUCCGCCAGUAACCCCUUUAAGAGUUCAAAGUGUUCUACUGCUGGGAGUUCCCCAAACAAUGUAAGUGAAUUGUCCCUGGCUUCCCUCACAGAGAAGAUACAAAAGAUGGAAGAAAACCACCAUAGCACUGCAGAAGAACUACAGGCUACUCUACAAGAAUUAUCAGACCAGCAACAAAUGGUGCAGGAAUUGACAGCUGAAAAUGAGAAGCUGGUGGAUGAAAAGACGAUUUUAGAGACAUCCUUUCAUCAGCAUCGAGAGAGGGCAGAGCAGCUAAGUCAAGAAAAUGAGAAGCUGAUGAAUCUUUUACAAGAGCGAGUAAAGAAUGAAGAGCCCACCACUCAGGAAGGAAAAAUCCUUGAACUGGAGCAGAAGUGCACAGGUAUUCUUGAACAGGGCCGCUUUGAAAGAGAGAAGCUGCUCAACAUUCAGCAGCAGUUGACCUGUAGCUUGCGGAAGGUUGAGGAAGAAAACCAAGGAGCUUUAGAAAUGAUUAAACGUCUGAAGGAAGAAAAUGAAAAACUGAAUGAGUUUCUAGAACUGGAACGGCAUAAUAAUAACAUGAUGGCCAAAACUUUGGAAGAGUGUAGAGUUACCUUGGAAGGGCUAAAAAUAGAGAAUGGAUCUUUGAAGUCUCAUUUGCAGGGUGAGAAGCAGAAAGCCACAGAGGCCAGUGCCGUGGAGCAGAUGGCAGAGAGCUGCGAAGUUCAAGAAAUGUUGAAAGUAGCUCGAGCGGAGAAAGAUCUACUGGAACUGUCUUGCAAUGAGCUCAGACAAGAAUUACUAAAGGCAAACGGUGAAAUUAAACAUGUUUCCAGUCUGCUGGCCAAGGUGGAAAAGGAUUAUUCAUACCUGAAGGAGAUAUGUGAUCACCAAGCUGAACAGCUGAGCAGAACCAGCCUAAAGCUGCAAGAAAAAGCAUCAGAGAGUGAUGCAGAGAUCAAAGACAUGAAAGAAACCAUAUUUGAAUUGGAAGAUCAGGUGGAACAGCAUCGGGCUGUCAAGUUACACAAUAAUCAACUCAUCAGUGAGCUAGAAAGUAAUGUGAUCAAGCUGGAGGAACAGAAGUCAGACCUGGAGAGGCAGCUGAAGACUCUGACCAAGCAGAUGAAGGAGGAGACCGAGGAAUGGAGGCGGUUCCAGGCGGAUCUGCAGACCGCAGUGGUGGUGGCCAACGACAUCAAGUGUGAGGCCCAGCAGGAGCUGCGCACCGUGAAGAAGAAACUGCUGGAGGAGGAGGAGAAGAAUGCCCGGUUGCAGAAGGAGCUGGGGGAUGUGCAGGGCCACGGCAGGGUGGUCACCAGCAGAGCCGGCCCUCCCUCCCUGGGCUCUGUCAGCUAGCAGAGCAUUUGGUGGAAGAAAGACAGCCCAGCUCUUGCCAUGAUUGGGAGCCGCAGCCAUCUCUAGAUGAAAGGGGGAAUGUGUAGAGGAGAAAUUGCCUCUUUAUAAAGAGCCCAGUUGUCUCCUUGUGACAUUCUCUGUUUCUCAGAGUCAUUGCCGUCAAGUCUCUGCUUUUUGUCCACAUUUUGGGAUCAGCUCACUGCAUGAUCAAAGAUGAUGUUUCCCUCUUUUUACUUUUCCUCAGAAGAUUGAGCCGUCUUUUAUUUGGAGAAUAAAGUGAAGUUCUGAAAAAAACAAAGUACAAGUCUUAUGAAAAGUUAUUUGCAGCUGGAGUGCUGAAAGGGCGCAGUGGCAGAGCAGAUGCAGAGCUGGGUACAGCGCAGGCCCGAGUUCGUUUGUGGUUUUUUUUUUUUUUUUUUUUUUUUUUGGAGACAGAGUUUCACUCUUGUUGCCCAGGCUGGAGUGCAAUGGUGCGAUCUCGGCUCACUGCAACCUCUGCCUCCCGGGUUCAAGUGAUUCUCUUGCCUCAGCCUUCCAAGUAGCUGGAAUUAUAGGUGCUUGCCACCACGCCCAGCUAAUUUUUAUAUUGUUAGUAGAGAUGGAGUUUCACCAUGUCGGCCAGGCUGGUCUCGAACUCCUGACCUCAGGUGAUCCCCACCUCAGCCUCCCAAAGUGCUGGGAUUACAGACAUGAGCCACCGCACCCAGACCCUAAGGCCCGAGUUCUACUUUUUGGUGUUCAUUUCUCUGCUUCCUUUUGAUCGUGGUGUCUGAUCAUCUUGGAAUUCAUAUUACUCAAGGCAAAAUAGGAAGCCAUCUGCGUGAUGUCAUAUUCUGAAGAAGUCAGAAGGUUCGGCGAGUUGGAGCUUUACUCUCGUUGCCCAGGCUAGAGUGCAGUGGUGCGAUCUUGGCUCAUUGCAAGCUCCGCUUCCUGGGUUUAAGCUAUUCUCCUGCCUUGGCCUCCCAAGUAGCUGGGAUUACAGGCACGUGCCAUCACGCCCGGCUAAUUUUGUAUUUUUAGUAGAGACACAAUUUCACCAUGUUGGUCAGGCUGGUCUCGAACUCCUGACCUCAAGUGAUCUGGCCGCCUCGGCCUCCCAAAGUGCUGGGAUUACAGGCUUGAGACCCCGUGCCCAGCCCCUUCUGUGGGGUCUUGAUUGAGCCCCUUCACGCGGAGUCUGACUUCAUUACCUCGUCUGAAACAAGGUGCCUCCAAGCUUUGGGUUGAUUUCCAGAAUCUUGCUGGGUUAAACAUAAGUAGAAGUUUGAUCAUAAAGGAUGUUAUUAAGCCGGAUAGGUAAGCACAGUGACAAUGGCAAUAGAAAUCUAAUGGAAAACGAUUGAAUGACAACUACACCAAAGUUUCAUGGAUGAAACUCACCCCAGAAACUUAGUGUUCAAAUCAGAGUGAUACACAAUUCAAAAUGUGAUUUUAAACUUCUGGAAAUAUGUGUGUUUGUGAAGAUCCAAAUCCAAUUCAGCAGCCUCCAUCAGGCAGAAACCUUCUGCAGUUCUCACGUGAGGAACUGGUUCACAGUGUACACGGCAUGGAGCCAUUAGUGACGUUAUCCAAAGGAUGAGACAAGACAAGAGUUACUGUCCAAUAGAAGGAAAACUAGGAACAGGAAUGCUCUUUAAACUCAGGAAGAUCUUUUGGGGUGUCAAACUGGACAGCACAGAAUCGUUAGAAAAAUUAGCUUGGCGUGAGAAGAGACAUUGAGGUCUUCUCUGUAAAAAUAACUUAGAUACUUGUGAAUAGGACUGAAAUUUAUAUUUUGGGCGCUCUUUACCUCAGAUUCAGAGUUCUUAGGAUUAUUUAAAAUUCAUUUGCUGGAUGUUUUCAAAUAUAAACAAUAAGAAAACUGCAACUUCAACUUAAAAGGCACCGCUGUAUUUGCACCCCAUAUUUUGACCUGUCGUUAGGUACUGUUGAAUAUUUUUAUCUGUAAGCAUUUAUGAAGUGCAAAAUAAACAUGUUAUUAUAUAGAAGCGUCUGCUGCUUAGUUUUAAUCACCAGCUACGUUUCUGCAGGGCCUUUAUGUCAUUUUGUUCUACAUUUUUUUCUGAAUGCAGUUUCAGAACUUCAGAGUCACAUCAAGUAACUAGAAUUUGAGGUAGAAAAAAGCUGGACUGCAAGUUGUAAACAGGAGGGUUGACAUGGGAUAUGAACAAUUUCAUUAGUAGAACAAAAGGGCAUGGAGUAAAAAUGCUAAUUUUGCAUAAAUUUUUAAAACUCUAGGGUCUCAGAAAAUAUAGUAUGGACUUAAAGUCUAGAUGUGUUUUGUUGACAUUUAAAUAUGAAUAGAUUGAUGAUUUAAUGUAUUGGAUUUUUUCUUAAUUAUGAAGUAUUAUUUAGGUAUACUAAUAACAAAAUGGAGACGUGUGAAGAAAAAUAUUAAUCUUUCUUCUCCCUCAGUACCACCUGUGAGGAAAUCAGUGUUAACAGUGUGUACAUUUUUCUUUACUCAUGAAUAUGUAUAGGGUUCAUUUUUAUAUUUUUAAUAAAAAUUGGAUUAUAUUCUAUUCAGUA